Lachancea nothofagi CBS 11611 is the source of this 1692-nucleotide messenger RNA. The record is from the annotation of a GenBank genome assembly. NCBI's taxonomy places the organism in Eukaryota, Fungi, Ascomycota, Saccharomycetes, Saccharomycetales, Saccharomycetaceae.
AUGUCCGAAAUCACACUAGGUCGCUACUUGUUCGAAAGAUUAAGACAAUUGGAAUGUAACACCAUUUUUGGUUUGCCAGGAGAUUUCAACCUUAGACUUUUGGAUGAAAUCUACGAGGUCGCAGGCAUGAGAUGGGCUGGUAACGCCAACGAAUUGAACGCCGCCUACGCUGCCGACGGUUACGCCAGACUCAAGAAAAUCGCCUGUCUCAUCACCACUUUCGGUGUCGGUGAACUUUCGGCUUUGAACGGUGUGGCCGGUUCCUACGCCGAACACGUUGGUGUUCUACACGUUGUCGGAGUGCCAUCUUUGUCGGCCCAGGCCAAGCAAUUGUUGUUGCACCACACUUUGGGUAACGGUGAUUUUUCCGUGUUCCACCGCAUGUCCCAAAACAUCUCCGAGACCACGUCUAUGAUCACUGACAUGGCCACGGCUUGUCAGGAAAUUGACCGUUGUAUUAGAACCACUUACGUGAGUCAAAGACCAGUCUACUUGGGUUUGCCAGCUAACUUGGUGGACCAAAUGGUUGAUGCUAAGCGUUUGGAUACCCCUAUUGACUUGUCUCUAGAAGCUAACGACGAAAACGCCGAAGAAGAGGUCCUUGCUCAAAUCUUGACCUUGGUUAAGGAGGCCAAGAACCCAAUUAUCUUGUCCGACGCCUGUUGCUCCCGUCACGAUGUCAAGCAAGAAGCCUGGGACUUGAUUGAUGUUACGCAAUUCCCAGCUUUCGUCACUCCAAUGGGUAAGGGUUCUAUUCCAGAGAAGCACCCAAGAUUCGGUGGUGUUUACGUGGGUACUUUGUCUUCACCAGAGGUUAAAGCUGCAGUGGAAUCUGCCGAUUUGAUCUUGUCGAUUGGUGCUUUGUUGUCCGAUUUCAACACUGGUUCUUUCUCGUACUCUUACAAGACCAAAAACAUUGUUGAAUUCCACUCCGACCACAUGAAGAUCAGAAAUGCCAUCUUCCCAAAGGUCGCCAUGAAGUUUGUGCUUCAAAAACUGUUGAAGCAAAUUCCACAAUACGUCAAGGACUACAAACCAUUGCCAGUCCCUAAGGCUCCAGCUGUCAACGCCAAGUGUGAUCCUAAGACUCCUCUAGCUCAAGAAUGGCUAUGGACUCAAGUCGGCGAAUUUUUGCAGGAAGGUGAUGUGGUCAUUACCGAGACCGGUACCUCUGCUUUCGGUAUUAACCAAACUCAUUUCCCAAACAACACGUAUGGUAUUUCUCAAGUUUUGUGGGGAUCCAUCGGUUUCACCGUUGGUGCAUGUUUGGGAGCCGUCAUGGCCGCUGAAGAAAUCAACAAAGCCAAGAGAGUUAUUCUAUUUAUUGGUGAUGGUUCUUUGCAAUUGACCGUUCAAGAAAUUUCUACUAUGAUUAAAUGGGGUUUGAAACCAUACUUGUUUGUCUUGAACAAUGACGGAUACACAAUUGAGAAAUUGAUCCACGGUCCAACUGCGGAUUACAACGAAAUUCAAAACUGGGAACAUUUGAAGUUGUUGCCCACUUUCGGUGCAACCGAUUUUGAAGCCAUUCGUGUUGCCACCACUGGUGAAUGGAACAAAUUGGCUGAAGACCCAGAAUUCAACAAAAACGAUCGCAUUCGUUUGAUCGAAGUGAUGUUGGAAGUCAUGGAUGCACCAUCUUCAUUGGUCAAACAAGCACAAUUGACUGCAGCUAUCAAUGCUCAGCCUUAA